Molecule: messenger RNA, 906 nt
Organism: Fusarium venenatum
Lineage: Eukaryota; Fungi; Ascomycota; Sordariomycetes; Hypocreales; Nectriaceae
Source: RefSeq, a predicted model, not a curated record
AUGGAGACUAGUUCGUCAACCAGUACCAGAUCUUUAACCCGAACAUCUGGCCCGCCUUUUCCGGGAGACUUUAUCAACAACACUGCGCAGCCAGACCAGAACCUCAGGACUCCAGUGCAGUUUGACCAUACUGAUUUGCUUGUCGAGCUUGAUAACAGACCUGGAGAUUCUAAAGGGAUCACCCACAAUACGGUCAUACCUGGAUCGUUGGCUUUAACACCCGAGAGUGUUGCAUCACAACUCAACAGCCAGAACUCAAACUUGACCUUUGCUACCGAAGUGACCGAUAUAGGAAUAUCCGGUGUCGAUGAAGGAGGCCUGAUAGGAGGACCAAGGUCAGCUGUUUACAAAGCCCAUCCCAAUAUCCCGACAGCGUUGGAGGAACUACCUUUUGGCUCCUCUAGUGACUUUUGGAACGCCUUCGAUCCAGAAGGUAUGAGUCCGGCUGAAUUUGAACGACACAUGGAAGACAUAGCCCGCGAGAUCCAAAGACGGGCGCCACCACCGCCCCUGGAUCUAAACUCUGGCCAGGGAGGCUACUCCGCCAGGCUGACCUUUGCGAAUGGAUAUACAUCCCGAGAGAUCGUUGUUUACAACGGCGGCCUCAAGUACAAUUUCGUUUCCCAGUCGUAUCUUAAUAAGCUUCGGACGGCUUCCGGACAACCACCUUGCUUUAUUCCAGGCCCACCUACCUAUGAAGAAGUCCUUACUCCCGACGGAACAUCAGCUCCCAUUCGGUACCUCGUCUUUGCCGACCUUCAAUGGGAAUCUCCCAAUCUUCCAUUCCCGUCUGGUCCACAGUGCUUCGUCCCCUAUAGGGGAAAUGGAGGUAUACAUGACGCGAGGCUGGUUCUGGGCCGAAGUUGGUUUAACGGCAUCGAGGAACAAGCACUCAACCGGAUUUGA